GAGGUUCAGUCGUUCUUCCAGUAGUCUUCUCCUUGAUCGUAUCAGUUUGUCUGUGGUGGACGACUGUGACAAGUCGAGUCGGAAAGGGCUAACUCGGGCUGUCGAAAGUUCUAAAAGCUGUGUUAUUGUUUUAUUACUUCAUGAGGUGCUCGUAACGUCCAGCAGUGAUGAAAUUGUUGUGUUGUGUUAUUUUGACUGUGUUCGUCGUGACCAGCGCCAAGAGGCCAAGAAAAUUCGAAGGGGACUUCGAAUUCGCUGAAGAGGAUGAGACGAAACCAAACCCUCUCAGCAGCAACAGCGAGAAGAAGAAAUGGAUCCAUGAUCCAGACAGUGAUUUGUGUCAGCCACUGCACUGCAAGAAGCGGGAGAUCUGCCUGUUAGAGGACGCUCUGACGGCCGUCUGCGUGAGCAAGAAGGAGCUCCACAGGAACGGGGACAUCGUUAUCCCGAAAUCCAAGAUCCUCGCCGACGAGGCCAAGAACAAGCUGAAACACAAGAAAGGCUCCGAGGAUGACGACGACAUUUUCUACAACUCUGACAACGACGAAAGUGACGACACUGACAACCGCGACGUCGUCACACCGCGUUGCGCACCCUGCCCAGUAAUAACUCCAGCUUUCAUUUGUGGCACUGACAACAAGACUUACAGCUCCAUUUGCCGCUUGGACUACCACAAUUGCAUCCAUCAGUCUACUGUAGCUAUAAUGUGCCAUGGAUUUUGUCCUUGCAAAACAGGUGGCGAUCAUUCAUGGAAGAAACAGAAACGAAAUGAACGAUUGGGUAACUUAAAAUCGAAGUACUCAAAAAUUAAGGAUGUCGACAACAGUAUCAAGAAAGUAACGUCAAAUCAACUUUUUGCUGAUAAAUAUUCCUUCAUACCGCAAGAUUUCAAGUACGAGAACAAGCAUUACAAAUACAUCAAGUAUACAAAGCACGACAACAAUUUGAACAAGAUAAACUUUGGCUCAACGAAAAUUCCAUACUCGGAAGACAAACAAAAAAUGAGAGGAUACAAUGAUGUUCUGGAUAAACCAAGCCAUAACUCUCUGAAUCAUUACAAAGAAUGCUCACCAUCAGCACAACAAACAAUGGGCAACCGGCUUCUCGAUUGGUUCUCUGUUAUCAUGGCAGAUUCAAAAAGGAGGCGCUUCCGCAACAAGAGCAGUAAUGCUUACUUCCCAUCCGGGUGCAAACUUGAAGUGAAAUGGAUGUUCCAGCAUCUGGACACGGAUGCCGACUCUCUUCUCUCUCUCCAGGAACUUUAUGAUUUGGAACAUGAUGAAAACGAACAUUGUAUCAAACCCUUCUUGAAUGAGUGUGAUAUUGACAGAGAUAUCUUCAUCAAUCCAAAAGAAUGGUGCCGAUGUUUCGAAAAAACAGAACGACCAUGCGCAGCAGUGCGGAGGAGAAUCUCAACUCAGCUGCUUGGAUCCUACAUGCCUUCCUGCGAUGAUGAAGGAUAUUACACCCCAACGCAAUGUCAUUCUGCGACUGGUAUGUGUUGGUGUGUUGAUAAGCAUGGUGUUGAGGCACCCAAUUCUCGUAUCAGAGGGAAACCAGAGUGUGAAACCAUACUUGGACUGAACGGGUCAAAAAGCAAAGUUUCUGACUCGUUGAACAAUAAUAGUAGUGCAGAGGAUGAUGACGAUGACGAUGAUGAUGACACAGACCAAAGUCUAGAGGGGAGCGCAGAUCAGCCGCUUGACUUUUAAGCGCAUCAUCAGCAAAUUUUUUAGGUCAUUUCAAUGUGAAUAUUUGAGUGAGCUUUAGAUCUUUCAGUGAGCAUUCUCUUCAUUUUGUUUCGUUAACAAUGCAUGGCUGCUUUUCUAGUAUGUAGUUUUACGUCCAAGGGUUUCAACUCAAUGAUGCGGAACUCAAGUAUUACAUAUACUCAUGCAAAUAACGAGCGAGACCUACAAACAAGGUGGAAUUAAGUAAUAAAAUUUUGUGCAAUUGUUAGGUUUAAAUCCAGGAUAAGUUUUAUUUUCUCUCUUUUUUUUCGCAGUAAGAAUGAGUACGAAAUAAUUAAGGGAAAUACUUCAUGAAACAACGCGCUUUUUUAGAUUUUUAAGUUUGUAAUAUUGACCCAAAAAAAAUUAAAUCAUGUAACAUGUCAAAUCCGAUCCCUACGCAUCAUUUCAGUUUAAGCCAUUUUUUAAGAAACUGAAAGUUAGUGUGUAUCAUUUUAAAUUUUUUUCUAUGAACAUUAAUAUCUUAGAUAACUGUUUCUCUGUGUUAAAUGUUUUUACAGUAAUUACCUACUCUUGUAUUUGUAGAAAUUUCCAGCACUUUUCUGUAAAUAUUAUUAUGUGUCACAUUCCUAUCUUUUUUGUCGCUGUUUAUUUAUUAACUGUUUCUGUGUGGAGAAAGUUUGAAGUUCAUUUUCACUUUCCUAGACUGCUGUUGAUAGUCCCUUAAGCCGGAUCGUAAGUAGAACAAAAGCAUGUGCCAUCGUUUUCAUUUUUCAAAACUCUCUUUGACUUUUGAAAAAAAUAUCCUCAUGAUCAUCUCAAAAUUGUUCAAAACAUUGUAUUAUUUUAAAUAAUAAAAUAAUCAAAGCACUCAGAGUAAAAGAAGUCUUAUUAAUUUAGAGCAAUAAAGAAACUCGAAAGGCUGUUUUUUUUACAUAAAGUAAAUAUUACUUAAUCAAAAGAUAAACCUGAGAAUUGAAAUAGCUCAAGUUUACUUGAGCAAAUAAAUAAAAUUAGUGUAAAUUUCAAAUAUUAUUGACUGAAUGGGAUUAUAAGGAUCAACAAGCUGACCUUGAAACUGUCUGCAAAUGAGUGAGAAUUAAUUUGAAGCUUUAUAUACAAAAUAGUAAAAGGUUCGUUUUACUAAUUCUGUCUUGCCACAAUUCUGUCUGCAGUUGAAUUUGCACAUUUCAAAUAUUUGGUUUCAUUCAUGUUCAAGUUUUGAUCUCCAAACAACAAAAUAAUAACAUUUCCAACGGAACAUAGCCAUACAAAAAUGGAAGUUUUGUCUUAGCUAUGAAUCAAAAUAUUACUUUUCCUUUUUUUCCGGUUUUAUCAAUUUUUAUUCGUACAUUUCCUGUCAAGCUUUUGUUUAUCCCGUCUCUUCAAGACGGUCUCAUCCUUUUUUUUAAAAAAAAAUUCUACAACAGAAAAUCAUUCAGUUGAGAUUUUGUUUUGUCCAUCAAGUAUGUACACCUAUGUAUUUUACUAAAAAAAAUACACUCAACCCUUUGCUCCACAUUCAAUAUUUUAACAGGAAAAGUAAAAGAAAGGAAUCACUGUAUACAAUAUUACCUUGGUUAUCCAAUGAAUUGUGGCAAAACCUGUGCUUGAUACCGUAAUUGCCAUUCAAUCAAAUAUUCAUUAAAACACAAAACCAUCUGAAAUAUGUACAGAAAAACGAAGAUAACCGAUUCAUACUUUGGGCGUUCCAAUAAAUUCAUCCACCAAUGCAUAAUAACGUGCCAGGUUAACUUUGUAGAGGCUGUCAAGUUUCUGUUCGAGAGACAAAUAUUGACGGUUCAGGGAUGCUUCAUCAUCAAGUCAAAUACCUGGAGCACUGAAUAAGUGAAGGGCGGAUAAUCAAGGUAUUAUCGUAGUGGCACAUUGUUUCAUGUACUUGUACCUAUGUAUCUGAAAUCAUUUUUAGGUUUGUCUGUUUCCCUCUUUUGUUGUACUUUUCCUUUUUCCAAAGUGUAAUUUUAUUCUUAGAUUAUUGAAAGUAAUGUCCUCAUCAGUAUUAUCUAGUACUUACUCAAUAUUUUACUUAUAUUUCCUUUUUGAGCUCCUUAACGUGUAGAAAAAUCGCUCAAGUAUUGAAUUUGAACGCAUAGGAUGCCCUGCAUCAAUAAGUGCCAUGUUAAUUGCUUUAAUUUAUCGCAAAUCACUUUGCAAUGCAAUUCUUGUAUCCUAGAACAAAAGCUUGUUUUCCAAAAGAUCCUGUAUUUGACUCCUAAAUUUUCAAUCACUGUCGCAAUACAUUUCCACAGCACUAGUAAUACUGUAAUAGUUUUCAGACGUUCGUUAAACGAUUACCUCAUUCAUCAGGUGGAGUGCACUUCAGCUCUCGAUGAAAAAUGAGCAUAAGAUUACUCUUAAAUUAAUGAAGAAAGAAGCAAAUUUUUCUUUCCCAUCUCUCUUCAUACUUUGUUCAUUUGAAAUAAUUCAACUGAAAGUUGUGAGAGUAACGUUUUCAUUCAUCUCAUGAAAAAUCUGUCCACUUGUAUGUUCCUCCUAGUUUUUUUCUUAUAACUUUGUCUUGGUUUUUGAAACAGAGCUCUAAACUUUUUCAGGAUCAAAACUCCAUGAAAAUCAAGUUAAUAAUAAUGAAAAAAAAAAAAAAAAUUAAAAAAAGUAUAAUUCUCUUUAUCGGAGCGAUCUUAAGCUAUCACAAAAUAACUCAAUUUGAGUGAAAUCCAGUGUCAUAGUCUCUCUCUCUCUCUCUCUCUUUUGUCUCCUUGGAAACCGAUUUUCUUGAAUUAAAAGUAAUUUUGUCAAAUCUGGAUUUUGUGUAGUUUACACAUUUUUGUCAGACUUGUUGUAGGCACUUCCAUUUGUUUUGGAGGAACUUAAUUUUGGUUUCAAAAUCAUCACAAUUAGAAUGCAUUUAUUGGCUUAGUUGUUACAUCACCUAUUUAUUUUUCUUCCUGAUGCAAAAUAACUUGAUGUUUUUGCUGUUUAAGAAUUGUUAUUUUUCCAAAUAAUACUCAUUGAAUGUGAGGUAAUAAAAUCCAUCCAUCUUUUAUAAGUUACUUUUUACAUUCCAAAUUUUAUUCUUAGAUGGUAAGUCAAUCUCUCCAAACUUUUCAACCUAUGUUGCCGUCCAGAAAUCUUCUUGUUUUACUUUUUGUCUUUGAAAGUAGUCCAAAAGUGUUUGUUUUAUUUUUUCGGAUUGUGUGCUAAAACGCAAGUUAAUAGCCCUCAACCUGUCAGUAUUAUAAAAAUCUAUCAAAUGAAAUGUUUUUCAUUAUUUGUGGAAUUUCUAAUAAUUUUAUUAUGAAUGGGAAAACAAAAAGAAAGAUGUCCUACAUCAAAAUAAAAAUUGAGAUCUUCAUAUCUUUGUUAAGCUUCAGGUGAAAGUACAAACUAAUGCAUGUGUUGAAAAUUAAUAAUCUCAAUAUGAGGUUUAAAUAAUUAAAUACCAGGCAUUUCAUAACGCAAUCAUGUUUUCUGCAGCUCUUUGCCCUAAGAUCAAAAUUGAAUUGGUCAUUCUCAAAAAGACUGAAGUGCCAGCAAUGAGAAAAUAGAAAAAAAAAACCAAAAAAAAAACAGUGGGAACUGUUUAAAUUGACUCCUUCUAAAUCUCAAAGCUGUAAAAUUAUGAAAUGAUAAAUUAAUAAAUUAUCGCACUCUCAAUUAAUCUAAGAUACAAAAUGGAUCGAUUAUGUAAUGAAGUUUCUACUUUAUGCGUAUUUUCAUUUUUGGCGCCUAAGUUGUUUUGAAAAUCACCCAUUCAAUCAGUCUCAAAUGCUUAUUAAACCAAUAGUUUUCAAGCAUACCUGCAAGUAUGAAGACUUAAGGUGACUUGUACUUUACAACAAUUCAAACGAAGCUAGUCAUUUUUUCCUUAACUUAAAAAUUGAAAGCAUCAUCAAUACUGAUCAACACUGCACCGAUAAACUUAUUUGUGCUUUUUUUUUUUAUCUCACAGUGUUUUUUUCUUCUUUUUUUUUGUGUAUAACUCUCUGCAGAAUCACUUCAUGUCUUAUUCUUUUCUUUAGGUUCUCAGUAUUCUCACUAAUGUUCAACAUUUACUCUCAAUGCUUUCUAUGGAUAGCAAUUAUUUUUGCAUAGAAGUUUCAUUGAUCUUCAUCAUGAAACUUAAUCGGAAGCUCAGUAUUUAGGAGAUAAGAUGAAAAUUUCUGGAGUAUGAUUUUUCAGUGAUAUUUGUUUUUGUCCAACUGUUAUGUAACUGUUUGUCUGUUAGAUUUGUAACAGUUAAGCUCCUACUUUCUAAUAUUUAGGCAAUUUUAACACUUUAAUAUAUCUCUUUUUUUCUUUUUUCUGUUCAUUUUUUUAUUAUUUCUUGUAUAUACUAUUACAUUAAAACUUUAGUAAUACACAAA
This is a messenger RNA of Bemisia tabaci, 6037 nucleotides long. RefSeq names its product Proteoglycan Cow (gene Cow). NCBI's taxonomy places the organism in Eukaryota, Metazoa, Arthropoda, Insecta, Hemiptera, Aleyrodidae. Gene Ontology annotation, biological process: anatomical structure development. Gene Ontology annotation, molecular function: calcium ion binding; protein binding; extracellular matrix binding. The record is from RefSeq and is a predicted model, not a curated record.